AUGUCGCAAAUUGAGGGCAGCUCGCUCACCAACGGCACUCAGGACCAAGGCAACCCAUCACAGAUCGACUCGCAGGACGUGCGGGGCGAGGGCAGCCAUCAGCCAGAAACGUCCAAUUCUGUAGCAGAGGCUCGCCAGCGACGGAGAAUUGCGCAGCUAGAGGAGAAGCUAGAAGCCCUGGAAUCGGGUCGCGCAGUCAGAGAAAAACAGAUGAACUACUAUGUGGCUCAAGGAAGAGCGGUCAGGCAUGUUAUUUCCCUAUUCAACAAUACUGAGGACCUUGUUGCGGAAAACGACAGAUGGUAUGAGGUUGAUGAGGAUGCAGACCAUACCCUCGAUCAAGAUCGGCUGCAAGUUGGGUACAUCACCCUCAUGAAUACCUUGCAGUGGUUUCAUAAUAAGGGGGACAAUACCUCCAAACUCAAAGCUCUUGUUUCUGAGUGGGUCAACUGUGAAUUCAAGCCAGAUCCCCUGGUUGAUCCAGACGAUAAACAUACCCACAGGUUCAUCAACGAUGGGUGUGGAAGAUUGCUCUGCCCAGCUGAGCUUAAUUGGAAUGACCCAGCCGUAAGGGCAGGGAUUUGUGAUCACUCAGACAGCUAUUUUGUUACAGAUCUAUCCUUUCCAGCCUUCCUGUAUGAAAAAUAUGCCUCCAAUCCAGAUGAUCUGGAGGAGGGCCUUUUCAAAGGCAAAAUUCUCCUUCAAAGUUACAAAGCUGUGUUCACCUUGCCUUCCUCAGCCAAAGCUAUAGAAGGUGAUGGUGAUGGGGCUGAUAUCAUUGAGAAUAACAGAUGCACUAGGAAAGCUUGCUUCAGGGCUGGUAAAGUCAAGAAACAUGUAGCACAAAUCAUCAAGAUGGAAAAAGUUACUCCUCGCUCAAUCACAUACAUUGUGUGCCAGCCCCCAGGUCGAGAAGCUUGGCGCAGGGUUGACAAACUCCUUGAGUGGUGGACGAGGAAAGUCUUUGGAAGGAGUUGUCACAAUGAUCUCAGUAAUGCGGCAAAGGCCAACAUGUCUGUCAAUGCCCUUGCAAGGCAAAGGGCACAGCAUGAUGAUGCCCUUUUUGAUUCACUGUAG
Molecule: messenger RNA, 1077 nt
Organism: Suillus fuscotomentosus
Lineage: Eukaryota; Fungi; Basidiomycota; Agaricomycetes; Boletales; Suillaceae
Exons: 8
Coding region: 1-1077 (358 amino acids)
Source: RefSeq, a predicted model, not a curated record